This is a messenger RNA of Hypanus sabinus (Atlantic stingray), 7309 nucleotides long. It is a transcript of the gene scn5lab, whose product is annotated as sodium channel, voltage gated, type V-like, alpha b. The transcript has 28 exons. NCBI's taxonomy places the organism in Eukaryota, Metazoa, Chordata, Chondrichthyes, Myliobatiformes, Dasyatidae. Gene Ontology annotation, biological process: membrane depolarization during action potential; sodium ion transmembrane transport; neuronal action potential. Bases 342 to 6224 code for a protein of 1960 amino acids. Gene Ontology annotation, cellular component: voltage-gated sodium channel complex; plasma membrane; axon. Gene Ontology annotation, molecular function: protein binding; voltage-gated sodium channel activity. The record is from RefSeq and is a predicted model, not a curated record.
GUGAACGAGAAAAACAGCCGAAGAUGGAAGAAGUUGUUCAGCGGCAGACACAGUGACAAGACUGGAUUUACUGACAUAUGUUAGGAGUUUAACUGCACACCUACUGACUGGGAAGCAGCGCAUCUGGGGAACUUGACGUCUUGAGUGAUCGCAUGUCUUUCAUCUGAGUGCAAAACCAAGUACCCAAGUGGAGAGUUUGGCUGGAGUGGGAGAUUGGUACUGUGCCGGAAUGGGGUGCGAUUUGUGUCUCUGAGACACUGUGGCUCGUAGAAGCAUCAGGCGUCCCCAUUAUUUCCAUCACUGAGAAGUAAAGACUCGUCAAGAAGGUGCAGGAUGAAAAGAUGGCGCUCCUGUUCGUACCCUCAGGACCCCACUGUCUGCAUCGGUUCACUCGCGAAUCCCUGGCUGCCAUCGAGAAGCGGAUCGCCGAGGAGCAGGUGGUCAGCGACAGGAAAGCCCACAAGGAGGAGAGUGAGGAGGAAAAGCCCACUCCCAACAGUGACUUGGAAGCAGGAAAGCAACUGCCGGUCAUCUACGGCGACGUCCCACCAAAGCUCAUCGGUCAGCCUCUGGAGGACCUGGACUCCUUCUACAGCAACAAGAAGACAUUUAUAGUACUGAACAAAGGGAAGACCAUUUUCCGAUUUAGUGCCAGCCCUGCGUUGUACCUACUGACUCCUUUUCAUCAUGUUAGAAGAAUAGCUAUUAAAGUUUUAGUACAUUCAAUGUUCAAUAUGUUUAUAAUGUGCACUAUUUUGACCAACUGUGUGUUCAUGACCAUGUCUGAUCCCGCCCCAUGGACAAAGAAUGUCGAGUACACGUUCACCGGCAUUUACACCUUUGAAUCAAUGAUUAAAAUUUUGGCAAGAGGGUUCUGCAUCGACUCAUUCACUUUCCUCCGCGACCCGUGGAACUGGUUGGAUUUCAGUGUUAUUUUGAUGGCGUACGUAACAGAGUUCGUAAACCUCGGCAAUGUUUCAGCUCUCCGAACAUUCAGAGUAUUGAGGGCGUUGAAAACCAUUUCGGUUAUCCCAGGUUUAAAAACCAUUGUGGGUGCAUUGAUACAGUCAGUGAAGAAGCUUGCAGACGUCAUGAUUCUGACAGUGUUCUGCCUCAGCGUCUUUGCCCUUAUUGGCCUCCAGCUCUUCAUGGGGAACCUGCGACAGAAGUGUGUGCGAGACUGGCGGAUCUUCAACGGGACCAUGCUGAACGAAAUGGGCAAUUACACCUGGCCUUGGAACGAGACGUUUAAAGAGUUUAUUGACAAGAAAGAGAACCACUUCCUUAUUGAAGGACAAAAGGAUGCCUUACUUUGUGGAAACAACACAGAUGCUGGGAAGUGUCCCACUGGUUACACGUGUCUGAAGGCGGGGAGGAACCCUGAUUAUGAUUACACCAGUUUCGAUACGUUUGGCUGGGCUUUCCUCUCGCUGUUCCGGCUGAUGACUCAGGACUUCUGGGAGAACCUCUACCAGCAGACUCUGCGCUCUGCUGGAAAGGCAUACAUGCUCUUCUUUGUGGUGGUCAUCUUCCUCGGCUCCUUCUAUCUCAUCAACCUCAUCCUGGCGGUGGUGGCCAUGGCGUAUGACGAGCAGAACCAGGCCACCAUCGCCGAGAACGUGCAGAAGGAGAAGGAGUUUCAGCAGACGAUGGAGCAGCUUCGGAUACAACACGAGCGGGAAUUGUCGAGACUGGGGCAUGAGACUCGGUCAAGAAGUUCUUCCGAGAGGUCACACCUAAGUGCCAGAAGCAUCAAGGAACGAGGCUUCAGAAGUAGGAAUGGGAAAGAACUGGGAAUAUCGGAAACAGAGAAAGGACCAAGAUCAGCAUCUGAAGAAGGUUUACCCCGGAAGCCUCUCCUGACGCCGAUUUUCUCCAACCACCACCCGCUGGGGCGAGGCAGCAUCUUUCGCUUCCGGACGCACUCCGUGGACGCCGCGCUGGGGAACGUGUUCUCAGACGAGGAAGACAGCGACAAGAGUGAGAGUGUCCGGAGCUCCCUGUGCCUGCCCCCGCUCAACCGUACCAACAGCAACCAGAGCCACGGGAGCCACCGCUCCGUGCUGGGACCGCCGCGCGGCCAGCAGAAGCUGCACCUCGCCGUGGACCAGAACGGCGUGGUCUCCGUGGUCGGAGGGUCCCCCGUCUCGCCAAGCUCCCUCUGCCUCCCUCAGGUCACCGUGGACAAGCCAUUCACCGAAGACAAUACCUCCCCGUCGGAUAACGAAACGAGCAAGUGUCACCUUUUGUCUGAUCACCGGGUCUCUGUGAGUUACCUGGAGGAGUCGCACCAGCGAGAACGGACGGUUAGCGCAGCCAGCAUCAUUACCAACACCAUGGAAGAGCUUGAAGAAUCUCGCCUCAAGUAUCCUCGAUGCUGGUAUUACUUUUCACAAACGUUUCUUAUCUGGAACUGCUGUCCGCUUUGGAUGAAGCUGAAGAAGUUACUGAAGUACAUAGUGAUGGAUCCCUUCCUGGACUUGGCCAUCACAAUCUGCAUCGUGCUAAACACCAUCUUCAUGGCAAUGGAGCAUCAGCCAAUGUCCGACGAAUUCAACAACCUGCUCUACGUGGGGAACCUGGUUUUCACUGCGAUCUUCACGGCUGAGAUGGUGUUGAAGAUCAUCGCCCUAGAUCCGUACUACUACUUCCAGCAGGGCUGGAACAUCUUCGACAGCAUCAUCGUCUGCCUGAGCUUGGUUGAGCUGGGACUGGCAAGGGUGGAUGGCCUCUCUGUGCUACGCUCCUUCAGACUGCUCAGAGUCUUCAAGCUGGCAAAGUCAUGGCCCACCCUCAACACGCUCAUCAAGAUCAUCGGCAACUCGAUGGGCGCUCUGGGCAACCUGACCCUCGUCCUGGCGAUCAUUGUCUUCAUCUUCGCAGUGGUGGGGAUGCAGCUGUUUGGCAAGAACUACAGUGACUGCGUUUGCAAGAUCUCAGACAAGUGUAAACUCCCACGCUGGCACAUGCACGACUUCUUCCACUCCUUCCUCAUCGUCUUUCGGGUUCUGUGCGGCGAGUGGAUCGAGACCAUGUGGGACUGCAUGGAGGUGGCUGGACAGCCUCUGUGUAUCCUCGUCUUCAUGCUGGUCAUGGUGAUUGGAAACUUGGUGGUACUGAACCUCUUCCUGGCUCUGCUCCUGAGCUCGUUCAGUGCGGACAACCUCAGCUCUCCGGAUGAGGAUGGCGAGAUGAACAACAUUCAGAUGGCCUUUGCCAGGAUCCACCGGGGCAUCCGCUUCGUCUGGGACGCCAUUGUGGAGUUCUUCCAGAACCUGCGCAAGAGCUCGGACCCCGCCAUGGAAGGGAAGACCAUGAUGGAGCUGCCGGCCUACGUCUUCAACCACGCCGGCAGUGAGAAGAUGAAGGAGGCCGAGCGCAGGGAUGGCAACGGCACGGCCGGCGGGGUCGGGAAUAACGGCACCACGGUGGGCAACAGGAGCGAGGACUUGGCGGCCGAGACCCUGCUGAGUGAGUGCGUCCCCAUCGCCGUGAUCGAGCCCGAGCUGGACACCUGCGAAGACGAGGAACAGAGCACCUUCGCUGAGGUAGCUGUCAGCGGGCAGAAGCUGGACGACCUCUCCAGUUGUUCAGAAGGCAGCACCAUCGAUCUGACAAGCAAGGGCGACGAGAUGGAGCACACCUCGGAGCACCUGGAGGAGGCCGUGGAUCCAGAUGACUGCUUCACCGAGGCCUGCGUCCGCCACUUCAGCUGCUGCCAGAUUGAUGUGACGACCGGCUUCGGCAGGAUCUGGUGGAACCUGAGGAAAACCUGCUACAAAAUUGUGGAGCACAACUGGUUCGAGAGCUUCAUCAUCUUCAUGAUCCUACUGAGCAGUGGAGCCCUGACAUUUGAAGACAUCAACAUUGAUAAAAAGCCGGUGAUAAAGGUGGUGCUGGAGUACUUAGACAAGGUCUUCACCUAUGUCUUUGUGCUGGAGAUGCUUCUCAAGUGGGUGGCCUACGGCUUCAAGAAGUAUUUCACCAAUGCCUGGUGCUGGUUGGACUUCCUGAUUGUCGCGGUCUCGGUAGUCAGCCUAACAGCUAAUGCCUUGGGAUACGCUGAACUAGCUGCCAUUAAAUCCCUUCGGACACUCAGAGCACUGAGACCAUUAAGAGCCUUGUCACGAUUUGAAGGGAUGAGGGUGGUGGUCAACGCACUCAUCGGCGCCAUUCCAUCCAUCAUGAACGUUUUCUUCGUCUGUCUCAUCUUCUGGCUCAUUUUCAGCAUCAUGGGGGUGAACUUGUUUGCAGGGAAGUUUGCCAAGUGCAAGAACUUCACCAGUGGAGAAGUGUUCCCCAUCGACAAGGUCAACAACAAGUCCGAGUGCGAGGCCUUGGACAGUCCAGAUGUCCGCUGGUAUAACGAAAAGGUGAACUUCGACAACGUCGGCCUGGGCUACCUCGCCUUGCUGCAGGUGGCAACCUUCAAAGGCUGGACGAAGAUAAUGUAUGCGGCCGUUGACUCAAGAAAUAUCGGUGAGCAGCCCGAGUACGAGAUCAACACAUACAUGUACGUCUACUUCGUGAUAUUCAUCAUAUUCGGCUCAUUCUUCACCUUGAACCUCUUCAUCGGUGUCAUCAUUGAUAACUUCAACCAGCAGAAGAAAAAGAUAAGUGGUCAGGACAUCUUCAUGACAGAGGAGCAGAAGAAAUACUACAACGCCAUGAAAAAGCUGGGCUCAAAGAAACCACAGAAACCCAUCCCAAGGCCAUUGAAUAAAUUCCAAGGACUGAUCUUCGAUCUAGUCACAAAGCAAGCCUUCGACAUCAUCAUCAUGAUUCUGAUCUGCCUCAACAUGGUGACGAUGAUGGUGGAGACAGAUGAAAUGAACCCCCACAUGGAGAGGAUCCUCUUCAUUAUCAACGUCACUUUCAUUGCGAUCUUCACCUCCGAGUGCGCGCUGAAGAUCGUCGCCCUGCGGCACUACUUCUUCACGAUUGGCUGGAACAUAUUUGAUUUUGUGGUGGUGAUCCUCUCCAUUACCGGUAUCGUGCUCUCGGACCUCAUUGAAAAGUACUUUGUGUCCCCGACGCUCUUCAGAGUCAUCCGCCUCGCACGCAUCGGUCGAAUUCUCCGGCUCAUCCGAGGGGCCAAGGGGAUCAGGACUUUGCUGUUUGCCUUAAUGAUGUCACUGCCUGCCCUAUUUAACAUCGGCCUCCUCCUGUUUCUGGUCAUGUUCAUCUACGCCAUCUUUGGCAUGGCCAACUUCGCCUACGUCAGGAAGGAGGAUGGCAUCGACGACAUGUUUAACUUCGAGACCUUCGGCAACAGCAUGAUCUGCCUCUUCCAGAUUACAACGUCUGCAGGCUGGGAUGGCCUGCUCAGCCCCAUCCUUAACACUGACAGCCCGGACUGUGACCCUUUGAAGGAGAACCAGGGCACAAAUGUCAAGGGAGACUGCGGCAACCAGUCGUUGGGGAUUGGCUUCUUCGUCAGCUACAUCAUCAUCUCCUUCCUCAUUGUGGUCAACAUGUACAUCGCCAUUAUCCUGGAAAACUUCAGUGUGGCCACCGAGGAGAGCUCGGAACCUCUCAGUGAGGAUGACUUUGAGAUGUUCUAUGAGGUGUGGGAGAAGUUUGACUCUGAGGCGACACAGUUCAUUGAGUAUUCGGCACUGUCUGACUUUGCAGACGCCCUGAAAGAGCCCCUCCGUGUGGCCAAGCCCAACAAACUCAAACUCAUCGCCAUGGACCUGCCCAUGGUGAGUGGGGACCGGAUCCACUGCCUCGACAUCCUCUUUGCCUUCACCAAGAGGGUGCUGGGGGAGUCAGGUGAGAUGGACGCGCUCAAGCUGCAGAUGGAGGAGAAGUUUAUGGCAGCCAACCCCUCCAAGAUCUCCUACGAGCCCAUUACUACUACCCUUCGGAGGAAGCAGGAGGAGGUGUCCGCUGUUGUCAUCCAGCGGGCAUACAGGCGUCACCUGCUGCGCCGCUCAGUCCGCCAGGCGUCUUUUAUGUACCGCCACCGGACGAGCGAUGUGAACGUUAUUGUGGAGGAGGCCCCGGAAAGAGAAGGGCUGAUCGUUGCCAUGAUCAGGGAGCACUACAGCCCCAAAAUGGAGAGGUCAGAGACAAUGUCCUCCUCCUCCUCACCACCGUCCUACAACAGUGUCACCAGGGCCGCCAACGAGAACAUUGUGGUGAAAGUAACUGACCUCGGAACCCUUGAACCGAGUGACUUGAUCAGAGGCCCCGACAGAGACAGGGAGUCUGUGGUGUAACAACAAAUGCUUUCAACAAUGUCUUGUUUACACACGCACGGUCGACAUGCUUGUCAAGGAAGAUAAGGAGAGAAAAAAAUUAAAGCUUUUUUUUUCACUUCGUCGAAAGUUCAGGCUUAAGGGGCGCGGUUGACCUUUGACCUUGGCUCUGCCAAGUUUUGCUUUGAGCUUUAUAUUAACAAGGAAGGAGCCACACGGGACUGUGGCGGUGAUAUCGAUAAUGUGGGCUGGGAUCAGGAAACAAAACACAAAGCUAUCACUACUUGCGUGCGAUUAGUGAUGGCCGUAUGCAUUUAUUUGAGAUAAUAUAAUGGUGUGUCUCUUGCUGGAUAUGUAUGACCUUGCAUUAACAAUUAUCACAAUUUCUGUAGCAAAUGUAACACUUAUUGCAUAUGUUAUGGGUCUUUCAUAAAUUUAUUAUUAUAUUUGAUAUUUUUCUAUCCGAAGCAUAUAAAUGUUGGUUUUUGCACCAGGAUUGAAGGCCCUGCCCCUCUUGAAAUUCAGGCCCAUUCUCCUGCAGCUUCACCAAUAGAACCGCUCGCCUUGGUUCGGGACAGAGGCGAGCCUGCCACAGACCACCGACACUGAGGGUGGCUCGGCACACCAAGCCCGCCUCCCCCGAAGCCUCCAGGCACGACAGCGCCGACCGACAACCAGCACCUGAGGAGGAGGAGGUGGGGGCGUGCACGGGACGUGGGGUGGCAGGGAGCGAUGUUAACGGCUUGGACUUGUCCUUUCUCCCGAGUUGGCUGCUCACCACGGGGUGGGGACAGAAAGUUAGCCGCAAAGAGACUCCAAGCAGGCGGGAAAUGCACUGGUUUCCCUCCCCCGCCAACUGAUGUGAAACCAAAACCAAACCAAAAACAAAAGACAGAUUAAAAACAUUUGACUCGUGUUGCUGAGAUUGCACAGUUUUUAUGCAACCUGUUUCUUUUUUAAGUUAUUCCAUGUUCCUUCUUUCCUCUCUGUGUAUUGUUUAUUGCUGGGAAUGUCGGUGACUUCGGAGUGUCCGCCUAACUCACCUCUGCUGCCUUCAAGGAGUUUACGUGACGUUCAUCUGCAAAACAGAGACCAGACCCAGUCAC